ACAAAUGAUUUUGAUCCCUGAACUGGAGGUGGAGGGUAUUGGGGGAGCUCCCCUGGGCUGAGUCCUCCGUUUUCCUUUCCUCUACCCAGACUACCCGAUGAGCCACCUCUCAGCACUGACAUUAUCACUGCGGGAUUUCCCAUUCUUGGCACCUUCACCCAUUUAGGACUGGUGCAGGGGGUGGAGAGGCAGCCACCGGGAAUGUCUGAAGUGACAAGCUUCAGGUUGGACUUGAAUUUCUUGUAUCUGGGCUAAUUAGUGUGGUGAUGCAUCCACCUAUAAAAAUUACAGAGUGGCUCAUCCAGGGACCGGGCAUCUUUUGCUGGGAGCAGAAGGGAGGAGGGCUCUUCUCGGUGGCUCCAACAGACUCGGGCUCAGAGGGCCAGCCCCUCCUGCUGUCUCCUGAGCCCGAUUCUUCUUGGCCAUCACCUCCCCCUUGCCCUAUGGCGGCUAUCACAGAUCUCUCCUUUAUGUACCGCUGGUUCAAGAACUGCAAUGUGGUCCGCAACCUCUCAGACAAGUAUGUCUUUAUCACGGGCUGUGACUCGGGCUUCGGAAACCUCCUGGCCAGGCAGCUGGUUGAUCGGGGCAUGCGGGUGCUGGCUGCUUGCUUCACUGAGGAGGGAGCCCAGAAGCUUCAGCAGGAUACCUCCUACCGGCUCCAGACCACCCUAUUGGAUGUCACCAAGACUGAGAGCAUCAAGGCAGCAGCCCAGUGGGUGAGGGACCAAGUGGGCGAGCAAGGCCUCUGGGCCCUGGUGAACAAUGCUGGUGUGGGCCUGCCCAGUGGCCCCAAUGAAUGGCUGACCAAGGAGGACUUUGUGAAGGUGAUCAAUGUGAACCUGGUGGGACUGAUUGAAGUGACCCUCCAUAUGCUGCCCAUGGUCAAGAAAGCCCGGGGCAGGGUUGUCAACAUGUCCAGCAGUGGUGGCCGUGUAGCUGUCAUUGGUGGUGGCUACUGUGUCUCCAAGUUUGGUGUCGAGGCCUUCUCUGACAGCAUCAGGCGUGAGCUCCACUAUUUCGGGGUGAAAGUCAGCAUCAUUGAGCCGGGCAACUACCGGACAUCCAUUCUGGGCAAGGAGAGCUUGGAGACGCGCAUGCGCAAGAUGUGGGCGCGGCUGCCUCAGGAGACCCGCGAUAGCUAUGGAGAAGAGUACUUCCGUAUCUAUACUGACAAGUUAAAGAACAUGAUGCAGUUGGCAGAGUCAAGGAUCCGUGAUGUCACCAAUAGCAUGGAACAUGCCAUUGUUUCCCGGAGCCCUCGCAUCCGCUACAACCCUGGCCUGGAUGCCAAACUCCUCUACAUUCCCUUGGCUAAAUUGCCCACCCCUGUGACAGAUUUCAUCCUGAGCCGGUACCUUCCAAGGCCAGCAGACAGUGUCUGAACUGGGGAAGCCCAAGGGGUGGUCAGUGGAGUGUAGAGGAGGGGAGUUAGAGAAGGCAUCAUGGGGUCACAAGAGGGGAGAUCAGAUGUUCUGGGGGCACCUUGCUUGGUUGACACCCUUCCCAGCACUAGUGAAUUUAUGGGUAACUUCUAAUAGGAAAUGAGUGCCUCUUCCCAAUCACUGGGGCCUCACAGAAAUCUGAGGUGGCCUUUGCAGGUUCAAAGACCCAUAACCUGACCCUAAGAACAUCUGUCACCCGGUCAAGAUGGCUUUUUCUGGACCUGGGAAAGUCAAGGAGAGGAAAACUAGCUCCUGCUGAAUCAUGAGCCUCCCUCAGUUAUCACCACCACUGGGAAAUUCUGUGGGAUAAUCUAGCCCAUAGGAGAACUCAACCACUUUGCUGUUGUGCCUCUAAAUAUGCAUUUACCUCAUUCACAUAACCCAUUAUUUGGAGUUUGUAGUAGGGCAGACAGGGAGUGCAGGAUUGUAUCAGGCAAAAGUUUAUAAUAAUAUUUUUUCUCUCUUUUAUGGAUUGCUCUAUCCAUAGGUGAUUGGGACUCACAUGAAAUAACAUUCAUUCAUUUAAUCACUGUUGAUUAAUUCUUCAAAUAUUUAUUGAGUGCCUACCCUAGACUAGGCACUGUGUAGGUGCUGGAAGGAUGCAGAUAUGAUUAAAUCAUGGUCUUGAUUUUUUACUCUUUA
Messenger RNA from Phacochoerus africanus (Common warthog), 2087 nucleotides. RefSeq names its product short chain dehydrogenase/reductase family 9C member 7 (gene SDR9C7). Gene Ontology annotation, molecular function: oxidoreductase activity. The record is from RefSeq and is a predicted model, not a curated record. Lineage: Eukaryota; Metazoa; Chordata; Mammalia; Artiodactyla; Suidae. The transcript is spliced from 4 exons. The coding region runs from base 267 to 1385 and encodes 372 amino acids.